Molecule: messenger RNA, 2852 nt
Organism: Anopheles funestus (African malaria mosquito)
Lineage: Eukaryota; Metazoa; Arthropoda; Insecta; Diptera; Culicidae
Gene: Fitm
Product: acyl-coenzyme A diphosphatase FITM2
Exons: 2
Coding region: 543-1961 (472 amino acids)
Biological process (GO): phospholipid biosynthetic process; lipid droplet organization; lipid storage
Cellular component (GO): endoplasmic reticulum membrane
Source: RefSeq, a predicted model, not a curated record
AUCAAACAGAAAAACAACAUGUAGAAAAUGAAACUUUUUCAAUAAAUUUGUAUAAAUCAAGCAAGCGGAGAAGCAAUAUUUCGAAUUUAUACAACAUGAUUCCCACAAAAGAGGCCAUAUGUUUGCCAAAAUAUUCAACAAGCCAGGACUACGCGCAGUCUUGCUGUUGCGUCGAUACGUUUUGAAACAUCAGCUGAAGGUGCAAGUGUCAUUUGAAUUGCAGAUGUUGUUAAUUACACGCAGAUCGUCUGUUUUUGCGUGAAGUGUUUCAAAAGUGCGUAAAUCAUUCAACGAUAAACACACACGUUUCCUGCUGUUGGCCAAAUUCAUUUUCUCCUCCUGCCAUCAAGAAGCUUAUUAACUCCAUUCGAUUUUGUUUCCUGUUAAUGCCGUGGUACAAACAAGUGAUGUAAGUGUCGUCCCGCAUCAUGCGGAAACGUCGUUUGAUUGAGUGGGCUUUUUUAUUUUUGGAAUGCAAAGGGGGCUGUAUGAAAACUGGACGGAACGAUACCGACGAACAAUCGCAGGAAUAGUACGCACAGAUGGCAAACAAGCGGAAACCAAUCCACACACCAUCGGCCACCGGUGCAGGAGGUGGCGUAGGAGCAGCAGGACCAAACGCUGCCCGUCCGCAGAUGAACUUUCGUCAGGGGUUAAACGAUACAACCGCACGAAGCGAAGCUAAGGGCACCCGACCAACCGCCACACCGACCUCGAUUCGGGAGGUACUCACAAUGAUGGUGCUACACGUGUGCAAAAAGAUCAUUUUCUUCGAUACCAGUCUGAAAGUCCCGCUGUAUCUGGGUUCAUUGUUCAUCGUGUCGCUGAUAGGCGACUUUCUGCCAUAUCCAAAGACUUACCUGGCACGCACAGACAAUCUGUUUAAUGUAUACUUCGUUAAGCUAGGAUGGGCAUGGACGUUACUGUUCUCUUUUCCCUAUCUGGCCAUGACAUCGAUCACGAUAUGCUGUGGAGACAAUCAGCGCCUACUAAGGAACCAUCUGCCCCGACUCGGUAUAGCGACCGUGUUUUGGUUUGUUUGGACGAAGCUGUUCAACAUAAUCGAAUCAAGCUACGGUCGUUGCAGUGUGCGUGGAUUCGAUGCCAAAACCGGCUGUCUAAAGGCGGGCCACCUGUGGAAUGGUUUCGACAUCUCUGGUCACGCAUUUAUCCUGAUCUACUCCAGCCUGGUGCUGAUGGAGGAGGCACGUCCCAUCAUAGGGUGGGAAAGUAUAAAGGAUUUGCUGCGCAACGAAGAGCACAAUCGUAACAACAACGAUACGUCACAAACGUCCAACCCGCUCAAAAGCUUAAAGGACGAAGAUCUGAAGGCACUGAAAUACUUCUACAAUCGCUUCACGCCAACCAUUCGGUUGUUCUUCAUCGGGAUGACUAUGUUACAGCUGCUUUGGGAUCUGAUGCUCGUCGGUACGAUGCUCUACCACCAUCGGAUGGUGGAGAAAGUGCUCAGUGGAAUUAUUGCCGUGGUAACGUGGUUCGUGACGUACCGUGCCUGGUACCCGAUACCGACGGUUUUGCCCGAUCCCGUUGGAAAGGGGAUGUUUAACUACCAAUCCAUCAGCAAGCCGGAAAUUGGACUUCGACGAAGGGCCAGUUUACUGCAGCACGGCGGUUCUUCAUCGACGACUGCUGGUGUAAAUGCGAACAGCACGCCGGGUAGUAAAGAAAUUCCCAAAUUCAUGGGAAUGCCACUGUACGCUGCUAGGCAACCGUUUAACCCCACGACGGCGGGUGCUGCAAACGUUGGUUCAAACGCAUCCCCGCUGGAAGGAUCGGGCAGUGGUGUGCAAGGAUCAUUCGUAAGUAGUCACCUGUAUGGUUCACGUGUAGGUAGCAGUGGUGGCAUUAGUAGUAGCGCCGGUAGUAACUAUAGCAACUCGGACUUUAACCAUCCUUCGUAUGCUCGCUACCGUAGUCGCUUUGAGCGCUUCGAGUCGUAGUGUGUGUUGUUUCUGUGUCCAUCCUAUUACGUUUAUUAUUUUUAAAAGGUAUCAGGUGAUUGUAAAUUGUAGGUAAUACGUACGAUUUUGGCUGGGGUUACUUUUUGCUGUUUAUGAAUCGGAAUCUGCUUCUGCUGCAAGAUGCACGAUCGUUCAUCGUGUGUUGAUGAUUGACAACAGGCAAUGCGGACUUAAAAAAUCUGUUGUAAAGGUGAUGGGAAUAUUUCGAUUGCAGUAGGCAUUUUUUAAAAAAAUCGCAUUUCUAUCCUGUAUAGGCCUGCGUGUGGCGUAACAUUAACGAGCAUGAUAAUAUUUCUGUUACUUUACUUUCUACCAAUCGACUGUGUGUGUGUCUUUCCUAUUUGCAGGUAUAAUUCGCCAGUUCCAAAUGGCGAUACCGACAAAACAAGUGCAAUCAUUUACGUAGGUAACUUUCGAGCAGAAAAAAAAACUCGAAAUCAAAAUGACCUCGAAAGGGAAACUGUGUAAAGAAGUGCCUGUAGCAGAAUGUAGCAAUAAUGAUUGUUUUCCUACUUCUAACAGCAUGAUAGAUUUGCCAAAAGAAAUUACUUUUAUAAAGAAGCGUGUCAGACGUAUAUCCGCGUAAGGGUGACAAAAAUGAAACCACCACGAGAAAAGCUAGACACCCCUAGUUAGGUUUAGGUUUAUUGUGUUCUUUCGUUUAAAUGCGUCUUUGGUGGUUUGUUGUUUAGUUAUAACCUACUUUAUGAGGCAGACUUACACGUUAUUAUUUAUGUUGAUUCUUCACCUCUCUGUUUCUUCGCUGAUGUUGUGUUAACAUUACGUUUUGCGUUUUGAUAUUAUUGUUUCGCAUUGUAUUUUGUUUGUAAACUCGUCGAACGAUUAAAUACAAGUAAAAAACUUGCUAAA